AUGGCCGCCAUUCUUAACGAUUGCGGUUCCCUCUCGCCUGUACUAUACAAAGACAGACAAGCUGCUAUUUUCGGGAGAGAGAUUCGCGAUAAAAGACAAUCAAGACGUUGCAGGAGUAUAACUGCGACUUCGGUGCAAAAUUUUAUUGGUCUUGGCACUAUUUUAGUAGACAAGACACGGACGACACAGUUUGCUGAUACGGAAUGGGCUACAGGCGACUGGGUCGAUUACUAUGCCCCUAUCAAUCCUCGGGGAGAUGGCUAUCAAAGUCCCAGUGGCAGCAGCGCGGGCAGUGGCGCUGGACUGGCUGUAUAUCCUUGGCUUGACUUUGCGACAGGCACUGACUCUUGUGGUAGCAUUCUAUCUCCUGCCGCUGUACAGAUUCUCUUUAAUAUGUGGCCUUCGCUACGCGUUACAGAUGUCGAAGGAGUGUUACCGUGGUCUCCGAUGUUUGAUACUUUUGGAGUGUUUCCACGAGACCUUGAAUCUUAUGUCACUGCGGCCAGAGUUAUACAUGCAGAUUCAGAAGCCAAGAAGUGUCUAUCGAAGCCCCGUCGUAUACUGUAUCCCACAGAUUACUUACCUGUAGAGCAUUCGGAAAGUCAAGAUUUCUACAAUAACUUUAUCGCAAAGCUCGAGUCUUUGGGUAUACAGAAGGAGGAGCUCGACCUAUCCGUCUUGUGGUUGAAGUCUAACCCUAUCCAGACCACCCAAGCUCUGUCAGAGUACCUACAUAAUAAUUUACCGUACGUGUAUGAGCUAGCCCAAUUCAAGUCCUACGAGAAAUUUGCUAGGGAGUACAAAGAAGCCUAUGGAGUGAAGCCCAUCUUUAAUCCACAAGGCCAAUUUCGGUUCGAGUGGGCUCCAACGGCGACUGAAAGUAUGCAGGUUGAAGGUUUAAAACAGUCAGCCGUUUUCAAGAAAUGGAUCGAGGCCGAAAUCCUCCCUGUUAACGAAUACGGCUGCUCAGAGAAUUUGCUUCUUCUGCCGUGGACUUUUGCAUCGCCUACCUAUCGGAAUCUGUACCACGAACGUCCAGCCUGGGUCGGUGCGGGGUUCUUCUUUUACGACAUUUUACCCUAUGCUCAAGCCCCCGAAACGAUUCUACCCAUCGGCCAAACCCGAAACCAUUCUCGCGUUACCGACAGCGAAGAGUGGCUACCUGUCAGUAAUGGAAUCAUCGCCUCCCAAAACAACGAUAUUUUCCGUACCGAGGCUGUUCUAUGA
Drepanopeziza brunnea f. sp. 'multigermtubi' MB_m1 is the source of this 1227-nucleotide messenger RNA. Lineage: Eukaryota; Fungi; Ascomycota; Leotiomycetes; Helotiales; Drepanopezizaceae. The record is from RefSeq and is a predicted model, not a curated record.